CGUAAAACACCAAUACGUAGAGGAACAUUGAUUAUUUAUUAUUUAUAGUGUUUAUUUCAGUUUGAGAUGAUUCUGGCUUACAGUUAAUGAAGAAAUAGACAUCAGUUUAUCAGCAAUAAUUUAAGAUUUUAUAAAUAAAACAAAGAGGUGAGAAGGGAAACAGGCAUCACUAUCCACAAUAACUAACAAUUUUGAAUUAAUACGAGCUGGAACAACAUUUAAUUUCCCUUUCGGAUCAAUGACAUAUUUUUUUUGUUUAAUUUUGGUGGGUUCUGGUGUUUCACUACAACUCCCAUCAGCCCCCUCGGUCUGCAGCCAGGAAGGUAAACAAACCGAGUGGCAACCACCGUACCUCCUGUUGUCAUGGCAACGCAACUGCUGAGAGCGAAAACUUCUUCCUGACAGUUUAACCGAGCCGAACUGCCCGGUUUGUCCCAGUUUAUCCGUUUGGUUUCAGCCCGCUCAGAUGAAGAAGCGGCCCCGGUUCUUCACCCCCGCGGAGGUGGCCUCUCACUUCACGGCGGGCGACCUGUGGGUGUCCUUCCUGGGCAAAGUGUGCGACCUGACCCCGCUGAUGAAGCAGCACUCAGGUGACGUGCUGCUGCUCCCCAUCAUGGAGUGUGCUGGGAAGGACAUCAGCAGCUGGUUCGACCCAAAGACCAGAGACAUCCUGAGGUUUGUGGACCCUGUGACGUGCUGCGAGCGGUACUACACCCCCAGGGGGCGCUUCGUGCACACGCCGCCCAGCGGGCCGAGCUCCGACUGGGACACGGACCUGGGCCAGCCCUGGUGGAAGGAACGCCGCUACGAGGUGGGGCUGCUGUCGGCCAAGACGCGCUGGAUCCGCGUGGUCAACACGCUGACGUCACAGGAGCAGCUGCUGGAGGUGUGCUCGGAGGAGACCCUGGAGGAGAUCCUGCAGCGCUACCUGCGCCACAACGCCCACGCCAACAGCUACACCUGGAAGUACCACGGAGUCGUCCUGGACAUGCAGAAGACGCUGAGCAAUAACGGCGUCACGGACGACGACCAGGAGCUGGAGCAGCUCAGGAUGGACCGCGACCUCUUCGUCCCCGCCAUCCUGCUCUACUUCAACGACGACCUCACCGAGGGAUGACCUCAUCGCUGUGACAUCACAUUAAACUUCCUGCUGCUGCACCUGGCAAGUCCUGUGAUCUGAACCUCCAGGCCUUCCAGGGCCGGCCCCAGGCUUUCUGGGGCCCAGGCAGAUUUUAAUCUGGCCCCAGACCAGCAUGUUCACACCAGAUGCUCCAUCACUCCUCACACCAUGCAGCUCACCUGCUACUGUUAGCAUCAUCCAUGAUUAGCUGACAUCAUAACGGUGUUGGUGUUAGCAUAAUGCACUGCAAAAACACUCAAUAAAAAGCUUUUUAGUUUGAUUUCUAUUGCAAAUAUCUCAGCGCACUUAGAAUAAAACAAAAUUAACUUACAAAUAACCUCUUAAUUUUUUCACUGAUAAGAAGUUUUAUAAGUGAAAUAAUUACAUAAUAAGUUUAGUCUUAUUUCAAAUGUACUCAGACUAGAAACUAAACUCAAUACUUGGUAAGAUUUUGUGUUUUUACAGUGCAGGAACAACGAACUAGUAAAAUGCUGUAACCAGCUUUCUGAUAAAUGUGACAUAAUUCAUGUGGAGGCAAAAUCAGCAGACAAACACUGAUAUUAAACAAGUUUAGUAUCAUUU
This is a messenger RNA of Xiphophorus hellerii (green swordtail), 1702 nucleotides long. RefSeq names its product cytochrome b5 domain containing 1 (gene cyb5d1). The record is from RefSeq and is a predicted model, not a curated record. Gene Ontology annotation, biological process: cilium movement. The coding region runs from base 467 to 1117 and encodes 216 amino acids. The transcript has 4 exons. Lineage: Eukaryota; Metazoa; Chordata; Actinopteri; Cyprinodontiformes; Poeciliidae.